GCGUUUGUAGUUGCGGCGGCGGCGGCGCCCGCGGCUCUACUCUCCGGCGGGCUCUUUCAUCGUGCGGCCCGCCCGCCUUGCGGCACCCCACGCCCCCCUCCCUCCCUCCCCACGCCCUGCGCCGGGCCAUGCCGCUGGUGCGCUAUCGGAAGGUCGUGAUCCUGGGAUACCGCUCUGUGGGUAAAACAUCCCUUGCACACCAGUUCAUUGAUGGGGAGUUUCUGGAGUGUUACGAUCCUACCGUGGAAAGCACUUACAACAAAAUGUUGAUGCUGGGAAAGGAUGAAUUCCAUCUGCAACUAGUGGACACUGCCGGGCAGGAUGAAUACACAAUCUUGCCUCACUCAUUUACCAUUGGCAUUCAUGGCUACGUGCUGGUGUAUUCCGUUACAUCUCUCAAGAGUUUUCAAGUGGUAAAGUCUUUACACAGCAAGUUAUAUGAAAGCAGAGGGAAGACAAGGAUGCCGGUAGUGCUUGUUGGCAAUAAAGCUGAUCUGUCUCUAGAAAGCCGUCAGGUGAAGACUGAUGAAGGCCGGAAGCUUGCCGAUUCUUGGGGCGCCGUGUUCUUGGAAUCCUCGGCGAAAGAAAACCAGAUGACCCAAGGUGUCUUCACCAGGAUCAUUGAGGAAAUCGAUCGUGUGGACAACUCCUACGGCGAACAGCGCGGCUGCAUCCUGAUGUGACGAUGCUCCUUUUCCCUGCCGGAAGCCGUUCUGCUGGUGGGAGGGGGGGUGUCGAGAGAGUCAGGCCAACUCUGGACAGGCAUCGCAGAUCCCGAGAGGCCCUGAAGAGCAGGUCUGGAAUAGCUUACGGGUAAUCCACACACACAAACACAGUAUACCUCAUUGCCCGUCCUCUAUACAAGACGGCUAUGUUUUGCACAUUCGUUUGCUGGAAGCAAUCUGUGUAUGUAUAUGUGUAUAUGUAUAUGUAUAUGUAUAUGUAUAUAUAUAUAUAGAUAUGUAUUGCCAAAUGUUUACAGAACCGGGAGGGUGUGGGAGCACAACAGGAUCUAUUUAUGUUUUUUGACGGAGGAGCUCUUCUGUAUAUUUAUAACUGUUUAAUUAAUAGGCGCACAAGUUUACACACAUAGGUGUCUGUUCACUAUUUGGCAUAAAGGGGAGGCAGCGGAAUGUAAGUUUUUGGGUUUUUCAGUCGUGCCUCUUCCAAGUCGUUGCCUUAUUUUUGGCGGGGUGAGUUUUCCGGCUGCAGACUGGAUCCAAAAGUGGAUUAUUUUCCUCAGCUUCCGUUGGAGCGCUGGGAGGCGUGAAGUGGCCAUUAAGUAAACAAGGCCCACAAAACUUUAAUAUUAUUAUUAUAAUAAUAAUAUAUCUAUAUAUGCAACUAAAAGCAAAGUUCUUUAGGAGCCAGAUGGAGGGAGAAAACCUCUGAGCACCUAUUCAGAUGCUAUUGCAUGUACUUUCAAGCAAGAGAAAGCCCCCUAGCUUAGUAUAAUGAACAGAGGUAAAACACAAGAGGUUGUUCUGAACCCUUAAAAUGUCCCACACCUUGCUUGCAAUUGUGCAUACCUUUCGGCGGUUCUCUAAAGCACCGCAAAUGCUUUUGUUGUGAAGAUCUUCUGUUAACACUGAUGAGUGAGAUGCAAUGAUUUUGUGUACUGGACGGGAAAGCGCUCGGGCCUCUUUCCUUGUAUUGUGAUUCCCCAGGAGGAAAUGCAAACUGAGAAUGUCCCAGCUGGGGAGAAAGGAUUUGGCUGGAUGCACCUCCAUAAAAUACUGCAGGGCUUAUAGGACCAUGCGGACGUGUUUUCUCCAAAGUUGCCCGUGUCUGCUUUCCCUGAGCAGCCUGGGUUCAGGCAUCACAGGGCAACCCUGAAUGUAGUGAGAUGUUAGUAGUUUUGUUUCUUUUAAGGAGGCUCUUAAAUGAGUUCCGUUCCGUGGGAUCUAAGAAAUUGGCUGCCCUCCUCCAUCCUCUAGACUGAGCACAAACAGCAUAGCUGUGACUCUCCUCUGGUGCCUUUUGCUCUGCUUACUUGUCGACAGGACCAAGCAGGAAGCACUUGGGCACAGAACUUGAAGUAGGCUAGGAACUGAAGGGGACGCAAACCGUAGUCUCUUGCCAUAACCACCCAGAAACGCAAAGGCAUUGCUGGGUCAGCACAGACUCUGGGAAUGACCUUUUUCUCAGGGGUGGGAAGUCUGUGGGGCCCUCUAGAAGUUGGACUCUGAUUCCCAUUGGUCUCAACCAGUAUGGCCAGUGGUCAGGGGUGAGGGAAGGGGUAAAAACUUAGCGCCCCUGUCUCUAUAGUUGAAGCACAUUAUGCUGUGGUUGAGGGGAAAUGGAGGAAACUUUGCAGGUAUCUUGGGCAUAGUGGGGCCUGGCGCAUAUUCUUGGUUUAUCGUAGUGUCUGCAGCAGAGAGGCUUAAACUUUUGAGGAGCUGUUCCCUGCCAACGGCCACCUCCUGAUGGGAUUUGAAUUCGGGACCCCGAGUGUGAAGUCCAGCAUUUACAGGGUUGUUUUGUUUUUUAAAUAUUAUUAAAUGGUGGUGCGUGUUGUUCUUCCUGGGAUGCGUUACUUUCAGGAGAAAAUCGGAUAGGGGGUUAUUUCUCCAUUAUGGUGCUUCAGUUACCAGAAAUGCGAGUGUGCGGCCUCCGAUUCUGACGAAGCCACUAGAAUGUUCCUCGUAGGACAGAGUCUAUGCAGAGUCUGGCUUUAUGGAAGGGGACUCGGAAGGCUACAGAGCAUUGCUUGGCACGCUGUUUACGUGAUUAGCUCUCCUAUAAAACAGCGUUGAAUAGUUUGGCGAGUGUAACUGUUGUGUUUAGAGCCUCACUGUUGGGCACAGCGAGUUUGCAUUUCAUAAGACUCCUCUUUCCACCCGGUGCUCUGAUCUGGUUCCCUUGUUCCAUUGCUCUCUUUGGGAAAUAAUUUGGGGACCUUGAAUUCUUCAGCCUUUUUAGCGGGGUCUACCCAGUGGCUGCUCCCCUUCUUUCGGCACACCAUUGCUGCAUACAAUUCCGCGCUGCCAGUCCUUUCCUUCCUUCCUUCCGGAUUUUGCUAUAUGAACCCGAAAUUCCUUUGUUUCAAAUACAUCCCUUGAAGCCAUCUCCCUAGAUCAAGUGUCUAUCACUGUUAGCCAGGAGGAUGGGAUGCAUACAACUCCGUCCCCAUCUCUCUGAUCUUGCCUCUCUACCUUUUCGUAAGAGCCGUAGAUGGCGUGGGAAUCUUGAUGCAUGCCAUUAUUCUAGGCAGAAGUCUAGAAGUCUCCCAGAUGCUACUGGACUACACUUCCCAUCAGCCUUUGCUAUGGACAGCAAUGGCUGGGGCUGAUGGGAGCUGGAGUUGCGACAUCUGAAAGGCCCCUGGUUCCCCAGCUGAUGAGUCUGUGCACUCUUAUGCAGCUGAAUUCAAAAAGCCCCAGCUGCCCAUUUAGGGCAAGGGUGAUCUUUCAGCAGGGGAAGAGGACAGGAGAUAAGAAGGGUUAUUCAAAGCCCUUAUUCCCCUUCGCACCCCUGAUGGCCUGAGCCUCUCCUUAAAAGGAGGGGCACAGAAUCCCUUGCCUGGGACUUAAAGAUGCAUUUAAAGCCAUUUGUAACUAGACUCCUCUGUCGCCAGAAUCCACUCAGUGGCUUUCCUUCACCGCCAUGGGGACUAGAAACGGAAACUGCGUACGCCUCUGUUUGAGGGCUGUAUCCCAGCAAGCUGUUUCUGCAUUUGAAGCAGCCAUAUUCUGCGCAAAGUGGCCAUGUGGCUUUAACAGCUUGUUGGACUUUCUCUCUGAGUGUUUUUGGGUUUUUUAACAAGCCAUGGGGCCAAGCCAUCAUCGCCACCCCCACUGCUUUCUAAAGAGCUCUGGUUUGCUAUACACAGGGAACAGAGGUGCCUUUCUGAGCUUCAUCCAUCCAUCUCUCUCUCUUUUUCUCUUUCUUUCCCUCCUCUGUAUUUGGCAUGUUCUCUAAUGCUGCCAAGCGUAGAGCUAAUUUGCUACUAAUUGCAUCAAUUAUGUUAUUAGCAACACAGCAGUAAUAUUGAGAUCCUGCCAUCCUGAGUUUUGGCCUGGGUUGACGGAAAACAUAAACAGCCUGAAUUCCCCUUGAAACUCUUUUGGGGCCCUGCCUUCCUUCCUUCCUUCCUGGGCCCCUUAAAGCCACCAGCAGAGAGCUUCACAGGAAGCAGAGUGAAAUGUCUCCAGCGGGUAGUGCCUUUAAGCUGGCAUCCUUGCCAACCCCGCAAAGCCAGGAGGAAUGGCAGGAUUCCCCCUGGGUCCUAUCUUCCCCUCUGCCUUCCAGGUCCUCCAGGGGCAAACCCUGGUGCUCUCUCGACUGUGUACCCAGCUGCAAUCUAUGGAGCCAUAGCGAUGGCUGUUUCCUGCCUUUGGGACUGGAGAGAGACGCCUCCAAGCCAUAUCGCUGCCAGUGGCUUUGAGUGUCUUCCCAACCACUGUUGCACCAAGGAAUUGAACCCUGGGGGAAGGGAACACGCAGAAAGAAGGUGCUUUAGUAACUAAGUGACUCCUCUGGAGAUUGUGGCCCAACUAUCCUGGAUGCAAAAGGGGUAGGGGGUACUGGAAGGUUAGCCCUGGCUUAUUAGGGGUGUUUGUGAGGUGCAACCCUUGGCUUCCUCCCAUAUUAGUUGCAUCCUUGAAUUCACCCAGAGGGAGAAAAGGAAAGGGUUGGCAGCAAGGGAGCGAGGGGAACCUGCCCAUCACUCUUAAGUGCCGUAGCCCAUCUCCCUCUCCUAGAGACACCAAAUUGUGGGACAGUUUUCCUCUGCACCAUAGCCUGCCUGCCGUACAAAGAAAGUCUAAUCCAAUGGCUCUCAAGAAACGGAAUUCGGAGAGUAGGGCUCACUUGCGUCCCCAUCAAAGCUGGGACAGAGAUUCUGGAUGAAUCGGGAGGGAAGGGCCGGGUUUCAGAAAGGAAAUAGUGUGUCUCCUGGGGAAACUUAACAUUAUUUUGCAAGGGGCUGGCUUGGGAAAGGGGAGGUGUUUUGUAAUCCAGCGAGAGGACUUGUUGUGCCUUUGUCUUACGCCAAAACAUGGGUGUUUGGUUGGGGAGACAGAGGCUUAGUACCUCCACAAAGCUCUGCUGUCUGCUAUGAUCCCCUUGAACAUCCACCACCCAUGCUAGGAGGCAGGAUGUUUCUAUUGUGUAUUCGAGGGAUGCAGCUGUUGUGGUGAUGGGUACCGGCCCUUCAUAGCAAGCGUCCAAUAAAGGACCCGUCCACCUAACAAGGAAAACUCAUGUUCCAAUGAUGAUCUCCAUGCUGCCCACUGCUUAACUUCAUCGCCUGCCUGGCCCCCAGUUUGAUCUGCCGUUCUUCUAUGUAAAAGUGCUUUGUAAAUAAGUGAAAAUAAAAGCAGGAUGCGGGUGGGUGGGUGGGAGAGAGAAGGUAAACUUGCCUGGUCUUGUAUAUAAGCAUUCGGACAGUUGCUGGAAACCAGUAAAAAAAAAAAGCACAAAUUGUUAUUUGUCAGAGAAAUCGCAGGGCAGCUAAUCCUGCCUCUCCCCAGACCAUUUGUAAAAGCUUCAGCUAGAGAAUGCAUGCGUUGUUUUCCCUCCCCUCCCCGUACGCACAAGCAAUCUCUCUUAUAUGAUGCACACUUUAAAAUAUAGGAUGGGGUUCACCGAAGGAGCAACAUCAGCACAAGCCCUGCACGAGGGCGUGAGCUUGUGCAACAGGACUUUCCCCUCCCCUGGCAUCUUCCAGUAUUGACGGGGGGGGCGGUUCAGGAGAGGGCCUCCCCACAAAAAAUUGGGGGCCCCAGAUAAUUCCAUCUGGCAAGGUUAGUGUUUGUGCUGAUGAGACAUUGGCCAUUGUGGGGUGUUGAGUUCCACCCACGGUGUAAAACUACUUUUCGGAAAUGUAAAGUAGGGGAUCCAUUUAGUGUUUUGCAUGUGUGUGUGUUUCCCCAGCUCCGAAUUUCGGUUUCCCAUGGCCUCUUGUUUUUUUUUUUAUUUAAAAAAGGGGGGGGGCAACAGAAUCGUAGGCCUUUCUGCUAUUGGAUGAAAAGCUGCCCUGAAAAGGCCCUCUGAAUUUAAGUCUCCAGUUACUGUAGAUUGUAAAAAGAUGAAGAAAAAGUUGGUCUUCUGCUGGUUAAAGAUCCGGCCAUUAAUGCUAUGCAUCUCAUGACCCACACAUUGGAACUCUCUACUUAGUAUGUUUCUCGCCAGUAUUUAUUGUUUAAACCAGUAUGUCAUUACAACAAUUAUACUAUAAAUAAAAGAAGAGAAAAACCAUGUUA
Podarcis muralis (Common wall lizard) is the source of this 6206-nucleotide messenger RNA. It is a transcript of the gene RHEBL1, whose product is annotated as RHEB like 1. Gene Ontology annotation, biological process: signal transduction. Gene Ontology annotation, cellular component: membrane. The record is from RefSeq and is a predicted model, not a curated record. NCBI's taxonomy places the organism in Eukaryota, Metazoa, Chordata, Lepidosauria, Squamata, Lacertidae. Gene Ontology annotation, molecular function: GTP binding; GTPase activity.